This is a messenger RNA of Vollenhovia emeryi, 9192 nucleotides long. It is a transcript of the gene ctrip, whose product is annotated as E3 ubiquitin-protein ligase TRIP12. The transcript is spliced from 25 exons. The record is from RefSeq and is a predicted model, not a curated record. The coding region runs from base 526 to 6741 and encodes 2071 amino acids. Gene Ontology annotation, biological process: regulation of double-strand break repair; protein polyubiquitination; proteasome-mediated ubiquitin-dependent protein catabolic process. NCBI's taxonomy places the organism in Eukaryota, Metazoa, Arthropoda, Insecta, Hymenoptera, Formicidae. Gene Ontology annotation, molecular function: zinc ion binding; ubiquitin protein ligase activity. Gene Ontology annotation, cellular component: nuclear speck.
UCCUGGCCAACCCGCGGCUCUCGGCCGCCGACAUUCCGUCGACUCGCUCGCGGUGCGCAUCUACGGAGGCCCGAUCGCUCUCGGCGUGUCGUCUCUUCUCGUCGCGCGACGAUCGACUGAGCGCUCGUGUGCGCGCGUGUGUGUGUGUGUGUGUGUGUGUGUUGCGUGUGUGUGUUGCGUGCGUUCUGCCCGCACUCUAGCGCGGUCCUCCUUGUGCGCCGUGGCGCGGACGCGGUGGCCACGAACGCUCUCGCUUCUCGCUCGGCUACGCGCCGAGCUCUCAGUGCUGUCCCCGCGCGCGUGCAUGUGCGCGCGCGACGUCUGUGUGCAGAGCGACAGAACGAAGGGAACUUGUCUCGUCUCGCCUGAUCUCGUCUCGUCGCGCGUCGCCUCGCGCUUUGCCAGGCCGUGAGGGAGCCGAGCUAGAGGAUCUCGAGACGUCGUCAUCGUCGUCGUCGUCGUCGCGAUGCCCUGGGCGUGUUUCUCCCGCAUUCAGACAGAAUAGUGGCAUGAGUCGAUUAAUCUAUGGCAGAUCAACAAGAUCAGUCGUCAUCAGGGGGGUCUGUAGAGAAGGCCAGUGCUUCAGCAGACACCUCUAAACUCAGGGGGAAGGGCUCCAGCGGCGGCACGGGCGGCUACAGAAAGCGACAGAGUACUGGUGCGAUCCCGGACAGCGUGGAAGAGAAGAGGCGCAGGCAGACCGCCGGUGAUCCACAGACGUCCCAGGUCGACGGCGGCGCGGCGCAUUCGGCCGAUUCUACCAAAGGGGAGGGCAGAAUCCGGGGCGAGCGUAGAAGUCAUGGAGCUGGCUUAGAAUCUUACCCAGAAACCGACUGGAGGUCGCAUCAUAAGAUUCAUCAAGCCAGCUAUAGCAGCAGUAGCGGCGCGAGGGUGCGCAGCGCAGCGAGGACGAGCUUGCCAGAGUUGAAUCCAACACCUGCCGAUUGCGUGGCAUCGCGGACCCGUUCCCGUACGCCACAGAAUCCACAGGCUUUGACACAGACAAGCGGCAGCUACGAUCUGUCGCUGCCCGGCGGAUACGGCGGCCGGAAGACGAGCAGCUAUAGCGGUUUGCUGGCUUCAUCGAGUGCGACGUCGAUCACUAGUCAUCCAUCCACGUCCCGAGGAAGAGGAGGCCAGAGGAUGAGCGAAUGUCUGGAAGGAUUUGUGUCUGCUGUCAAAGCACUUUUUCCAAUAUCAACACAAACCUACCAUCAAGAAGAUUCGAAAUCCCACGGCGGCGCGACCUGUAGCGCGACGAGCAGCAGCACGAGUAGUCAAGUCCUGGGUGUCAAGUCCAGCAUCAGAGUGGGUAACGCAGCAAGUAACUCUGUGGAGAGUGGUGGGGGGGCGUUGGCACAUGACGGGGCAGGCACGAGUGGCAUCGCGUCGACGGCCACUGCCAAUCCACCUGUGUCUGCCGCCGUUUCUGCCAACCCUACACACCCUCAUUCUACACACAAGCACCUGCUACGCUCUCGCGCGAAAGCCUCCGGCGAACAGCCCAAGGAACUGCCAUCCAGCACCAAGACUUCGGGGAAACAUCACAAGAAAGACACUACAACGGGUUCCUGCUCGAGUUCCAGACAUCGCUCCUCAUCGCGCGUGAGGAAGCCGGUGGUGGAGAGCGGCUCCGGUGGAUUGGGUAGUGUGAUGUCAGGCAAUGACUCCAUCAGCGCUACCUCGGUGUCAUCCUCCAUCCCGAGCAGUCAGUUAGUCUCGACUACAGGUGAGGAGGAGUCGGCAUCAACUGCGACAUCCGCCACAGCCAGUGGAGGACCAUCUGGAAUGUCAGGCACGACCGGUGACAGCGAGAGCGACGAUGGAGAAGUUGGACGGUUGCAAGCCCUGCUGGAAGCUAGAGGUUUACCGCCUCACGUGUUCGGCGCUCUAGGGCCGCGGAUGCAGCACCUACUUAACAGAAGCAUGGGUGCGAGCUCCGCUGCGAAGGCGCAACAGCUAUUAGCUGGUUUACAAGCGGUUGAAGACGAGGGAGAGCAAUUACAGGCCGUUAUGAACAUGGGGGAGAUUCUUGUAAUGGGCAACGAAGACACUCUGACCGGCUUCCCCGUCAAACAAGUGGUCGCAGCUUUAAUUAAUUUAUUGGGGAUCGAGCAUAACUUUGCGAUAAUGACCCACGCGUGUCGCGCCCUCACGUAUAUGAUGGAGGCUCUGCCACGGUCGUCCACUGUUGUGGUGGACGCGGUGCCGGUGUUCCUCCAGAAGCUCGAGUCGAUCGAGUGCAUGGACGUAGCUGAACAAUGUUUGACAGCAUUAGCCAUGCUGUCACGCAGGCACAGCAAAACAAUUUUACAUGCGGGUGGGGUAUCAGCCUGUUUGAAAUUCGUCGAUUUCUUCAACAUCACGGCGCAACGUGCGGCGUUAACGAUUACCGCAAACUGCUGUCAGAAUCUUCAUCCUGAUGAUUUUCACUUGGUAGUGGAUAGUCUAUCGUUAUUAACGAGCAGAUUGACGAAUCAAGACAAGAAGAGCGUCGAGUGUGUGUGUCAAGCAUUCAGUCGAUUAGUUGACAGUUUUCAGCAUGAUCCUGUGAUGCUACAUAAAAUUAUCAAUGCCGAGCUCUUACAGAAUCUGCAACAGCUGCUUAUGAUUACGCCGCCAGUUAACAGCACCAACAAUUUCAUAACUGUAUUACGAAUGCUCUCUGUGAUAUCAAACCGCUGUCCCGACUUGGCGCAAUUGUUGCUGCAACAAAAUAUAGCUUUCACGUUAAGUUAUCUCUUAACCGGAUCUCUGGAGGUGAAAACGGAAGAUGUGGAGCUGGUGCCGCGUACACCGCAGGAGUGGUUCGAGAUUACGUGUUUAAUCGAGGAGCUCAUGCCUCCGUUACCAACAGAUGGGAUAUUCAGUGUAAAUAGCUUACUCGAAAGGACCAGCAAUCAGCAGGAGACUGUCCAGUGGGAAUGGCGCGACGAAAGACAAUGUUCCCAUCCGUUCAGUACUAUAGAUUCUAGAAUUAUCGAGAUGGCGUUUCAAAAUGGCGAAGAUGAGAUAUGCCUUACCUCUUUAGGACGAACUUACACUAUAGAUCUGACUGUGAUGAAACAAAUUAACGAGGAUAUAGGAAUGGCAAGAAGUAUAUUUCGGAGAGUGAACACCAAUCCCACUGAGGGGAAGAGUCCAACUUGCUCAUCUAGUAUGGAUGUUGUGCCUCCGGUAAUCGAAACAAACGAAUGGCUAGUGUCUUUUAUUCGAACUCUAUUCUCUGUACUGUACGAAGUUUAUAGUAGCUCGGCUGGACCCGCCGUCAAGUGCAAGUGUCUCCGAGCUCUUCUCCGUAUGGUGUAUUAUGCUUCAACUGAUUUACUUAAAGAUGUUCUAAAGAAUCAGGUGGUCUCGUCGCACAUAGCCGGUAUGUUAGCGUCGCAAGAUUUACGUAUAGUUAUCGGGGCUCUUCAAAUGGCGAGUAUCUUGAUGAAAAGAUUGCCACAAGUGUUUGGGGUUCAUUUUCAUCGCGAGGGCGUACUGCAUCAAGUUCGUCAAUUAGCAGAUCCCGAAGUACCUCUCGGUGUUUCACCACCCAAGUGCCCUUCUGGUACAUCAUUACCAAGCCCACAGCCAGGUCCGUCUAAUACACCACUUUCUUCCACCACAAUGUUGUCUUCUAGUAGUGCCACGUCUCCGGUUGUCUCUCCAUCCUCGAACGGCAACAUAUUGUUCGGUACAAUCGCGUGCCAGUAUAAACCAAAUAUCAGUGCUUCGCUGGAACCACACAGAACGGAGUUAAACAACAGCAUAGAAGAAACGAGCGCGUCGCAAAGUGCACACGUAAGAAUCGGUGAUGUGCUGAAGAAGAAGCGACAGAAUAAGAAGGGUCGUUUCUCGAGAUUGGGUGGUGCCACCACGCCGCAGCAGACGCAACAGCCGGAGUCCCUGUUCACCGGUUUUACCCCGAAGAACAAUAGAUUCUUGGGGAAUCUCAACCCGGCGAAAUGGGGCCGGAAAUCGUCCUCGUCCAGUACCAGCAACGACAAGAGAGACUCGAGCUCGUCCACGAAUCUGUCGAAACCACCGAGUAAUCCGAGCUUGACCGGCGGGAAUCGGGAUAAGGCGAAGGUGUGGGUGCGCGAGCAAGCUGCCCAGUUCCUGGCGAGAUAUCAGGACGACGCACCCUGCUCGCAUCCCGCCUUAACGGUUCUCGCUCGAUUGACUGCUGCGAUACAGCGAUUGCAAUCAAACGAACUGGACGAGAUGUUGUCAGCACUCACAGAAUUGCGGGAUAUAGUUCUCGAGAGCGAUAUAUCGCCAUUCGAAAUGAAUUACAGCGGUCUUAUCAAGGCUCUGUUGAACUACCUCACUACCACGGAUGCACCGGGCAAUCGCUACGACCGUCUUCGUAUGUUUUGGAAAUUGUUUGCCGAGUCUACCAUGCAACAGAAUAACGAUAUCAUAGAUCUUAAUCCCGGAGCGUUUGGUGCUUUAGUAACGAAAUUGAACAGCUGUGUCGCGCAGCUGGAACAAUUCCCGGUGAAGGUUCACGAUCUACCUGCGGGUUCUGGCGCCGGUCGCGGCGGCACCAGUGCUCUCAAGUUCUUCAACACGCAUCAACUCAAGUGUAAUCUUCAGCGGCAUCCAGAUUGUAAUAAUCUGAAACAAUGGAAGGGCGGUACUGUAAAAAUAGAUCCGCUUGCGUUAGUACAGGCGAUUGAACGUUAUUUGAUGGUACGUGGAUACGGCAGAAUACGGGACGCUGACUCGAUGGUCAGCGAUGACGACAAUAGUGAGGAUGACAUCGAUGACACUUUGGCGGCAGUUGUGAUAAGCCAAGGACCGCCGAAACAUAAACUUCAGUUUCUAAUCGGCGAUGUGGUCUUACCUUUCAACAUGACGGUUUAUCAAGCCGUCAGGCAGUUCGGAUGUUCCGGAGUGGAUCAUUCCGAGGCGGAGGCCGAUAGUGAACCGCCGCUCGGACACGACGCGGUGUGGGUGCAAACCCACACGAUAUACUACCGACCCGUACCAGAAGAGGACGCCGCAACCUCUCCGAAAUCAGGAUCGAGUUCACAGGGUAAUAGUAGGAAGGGCAAGGGAAAAAGUACAAAGAUUAGUUCGAAGAGGAAAGAAGAUAGUCUCUGGCUGGAAGGCACGGUUCCGCUUCAACACUGUCCCCUCGCGCCAUAUCUGUCUCCCACGUUACCGCCCUCGGUGACCAUCACGGACGCCUCCCUCGACGGGUUGUGUCUACUGCGUCUUUUACACGCUCUCAAUCGCCACUGGGGCAUACUGUUCCCUCAUUUGAAAAGUAUGAGCCUGUUGACGCCCCAGGACUUCAUCAACAACAAGAUCGCCGCGAAGGCCAGCAGGCAGCUGCAGGAUCCGCUGGUGAUCAUGACUGGAAACUUACCAUCCUGGUUACAACAGAUAGCGUCUGUCUGUCCUUUUCUCUUUCCGUUCGAGACGAGGCAGCUCUUGUUGUACGCGACGUCGUUUGAUCGAGAUAGAGCGCUGCAACGUCUCCUGGACUCCGCGCCGGAACUCUCUGGAUCGGACAGCCAGGAACGCGUAACACCACGCUUAGAACGAAGGAAGAGAACCAUCUCGAGGACGGACAUUCUCAAGCAGGCGGAGCAAGUGAUUCAGGACUUGGCCUCUAACAAGGCCUUACUCGAAGUGCAAUACGUCAACGAGGUUGGCACCGGGCUCGGUCCAACUUUGGAAUUCUACGCUCUAGUCUCGAAGGAGCUGCAACGUGCAGAUUUAGACUUGUGGCACGGCAGUUCGAAUCCUACCGAAAACGGAUAUGUUAAUUCCUCGCACGGGCUCUUUCCGACGCCAAUCCCGUGGAACACUAAAGUGUCGCAUCUAGCAAAAUUGAAAACCAAGUUCAAGUUCCUCGGGAAAUUUAUGGCGAAGGCGAUAUACGACUCCAGAAUGUUGGACUUGCCGUUUAGUUUAACUUUUUACCGCUGGCUAUUGGGGGAGGAGCACACUCUCACGUUAGCGGACUUGGCAUACGUGUGUCCCGAUGUGUAUCGCACUCUCAGCAAGCUCCAGGAAGUUGUGAGGAAGAAGGAAGCCAUGGAGAAAGAUCAGACGCUACGGCCGCACGAGAAGGCGCAGUUGAUAGAGGCUCUUGAUUUAGACACAUGCCCGAUUUCAGAGCUGGGUCUUGUGUUCGAGUUGCCGGGCUACGAGAAUAUCGAGUUGAGGAAAGGCGGUAGCGAGAUAUCCGUUACCAUUCACAAUCUAGAUCAAUAUAUUAAGUUAGUGGUACACUGGUUCUUGUACGAGGGAGUGUUUAGGCAAAUGGAGGCUUUCCGGGAGGGUUUCGAGUCGGUGUUCCCUCCGUCGCAGCUGAGACUAUUCUUCCCGGAGGAGCUGGAAGCGGUGUUCUGCGGUCACGCGCAAACCGGCGGGCAGUGGGACGUGAAGACCCUCGCCGAGUGCUGUAGAACCGAUCACGGUUACACGCCGGACUCGCGGGCCAUUCGUUUUCUGUUCGAGGUCAUGUCCAAGUACAACAGCGAGGAGCAGCGACAAUUCAUUCAGUUUGUCACCGGUUCGCCGCGUUUACCCGUUGGAGGUUUCAAAAGCUUAACGCCCCCGUUAACAAUAGUGCGCAAAACCUUCGAUCCGUCUAUGAAGACGGACGAUUUUCUACCAUCUGUAAUGACUUGCGUCAACUACCUAAAACUGCCUGAUUAUACCACUCUGGAAAUAAUGUGGGAAAAGCUACGGAUAGCCGCGCAAGAGGGUCAACACUCGUUCCAUCUCUCCUAGAAACAGAUGAAGGAUCGACGCCUCGUUCUCUCCUUUACUCUUACAUUAUCCAGGCCGCGAAUUAUCCAAACUUAUUUUAAGGUUCACGUGAAAUUACGCAGCGAGUUUGCCAGCGAGAAAAUCCAACGUGACGACGGACAUUGCCCUUUACAUGAAUUCUUUCGGAGGAUGCUCUUCGUUUCUUGAAAAAAAAAGAAAAAGGAAAAAAUUUAUCGGAUCAACACUUCUUUCUUUCGGUGUUUAUAUCAUUGCGAUUUGGAUUGUGAUAUACUUUGGGCAGUGAGAUAACUGCAAAGCCGCAUAAUAGACCGAACCGCGCGAGAGCUCGCGCUCUCGUGAAUGUUACAAACCGAGUGGCUUGCGAGCGACUACAUUGUAGGGAAGAGAAACGUAUCUUCAGUGUGUUACAAUAAAAAAAUGAAAAGAAAAGAAAAAGAUUGUAAAUAUAGUUUAAUAUACGCAAGUCGAUAUAAAUACUUUAUAUGAUAGUAACGAGAAAAAUGAUAUUGCUAUGAAGAAAACACUAUACUAAUGGAAUAUAACAUAACCCGAGAGCGAGCGAGAGAGAGAGAGAGAGGGAGAGAGAGAGAGAGAGAUAUAGAGAAGGACGUUUACUAGACAUAAGUAAAUUUUAUAUCAGUGGUGCGUUACAAAGCAUCGCCAUAUGUCGCCAAUCCCCCGCGUCCUGCGAUCGCGGAAGAGAUGAAAAUUCACGAGCUAAAAUCAGCAAGGAAAUGCGCACGCCCGCGACCAAGGCGCGCGAACGUGCGUCCCGUCGGAAACGACGCUAUUUCCGGAUACACACACACACACACACACACACAUAUACAUGCAUACAUACAUACACACCCUCACACUCACAAUAUCGUGUCUCUCGCUGCUAUUCUCUAUUUUGUAAUCGAUCUCUUCGUGUUCACCGCUCUUGAGUUCCGACCGAGAACCGUGUUGCGCGAGUCACGUGACACGACGCUCUUACGUUUAAGUUCAGUGUGUAGCGUUUAUCGAUAUCGUUUGAUAUUUUUCUUUUCUAAGUGAACCAGAGUCCCGAAUUGUAAACUUUUAUUUAGCUGCAAGAGUGCAAACCGGUAUCGCCCAGGAUCGCCGUGAAUCGAAGAGAAAUACCGAUAUCUGUUUACUCGCGAGCAAAGUCGUCGUAUUUAGAGGGACAAAAAAGAAAAAAAAGAAAUGUAAGAGAACUGUAUCAUACAAAAUAGAAUGGGUAUAAAGUAAGUGAAGCUGGUUGUAUCGCAUGGAUAAUACAAGGUACAUUGUGUUGCUUUCUCGCGUCAUCGUGGUGAGAACCGCGGGUCCACGUGAGUUGUGCGAGAGAGAGAGAGAGAAAAAAAAGUGUGUGAGGCGAACUGGGGUCUGCAUGUCAGAGCCUGUUCGAUUCGUAUUCUACGUUGUCGAAUUUUAUUGUGCAUAAUGUGUAUCGUGUACACGAGAGCGGACAUAUUUUCUCGAUUUUGUUGUAUCCAGGACAAUCCGGGAUUUGAGAGUCGCAUAUCUUUCACUAGCUGAAUGUAAUUUACGUUGUCGUUAUCGCCAUAAAAUAUUUUCUUCUCUUUUCUUUCCCUUUUUUUGUAGGUAUACACCCGACACACGUCUAUGUACUUUAACUUUACCACGUUUUCCAGGCGUGCAAGAUGAUUAUUUUUUAUUCCGGUUUUUUUUUCACUGUGUGACGAUUAAUUACAAGUGAUAUAAUGUGCAGGGGGAGGGGGAAAUCGAGGAACAUCGAGCGGACUUGGAUGUGUGCGUCAUCGUAAAAUGUGUAACGGUUCAGCGUACGUGUCAUAGAAAUUUUUGGAAUAGAUUCUGAUCGGAGACGUUCAAUUCCUGGAUCUCCAUUGUGUUUUCUGGGGAAACUGAAAUAAUUCCGAUCGGAAUCUAUUUCGAACAUUUCCGUGACAAGUACCUAGGACACGCGAUCCAAACCUAUGUCAUUAAUAUUAUAAACAAAAGAUAUAUUUAUAUCGAUUCAUUAGUAUAAACGAAUUUUAUUUUAUUCACAAUGAAAGAUCUGUUUUUUCUUGUUUUUUUUUCUCUUCUUCGGAAGCCUUCAAUAAACAUAUAGGUAUCAUAAAUCUGUUCACCAAAGCAAUGUACCUCUCAAAAACGUAACCGACGAGACGCGAGUGUCACGAAUUGCACAAGCGACACACUGUUAUUUUUUUAAGGAGUAUUCAAGGUCCAUUCGAGAAUAAUCGUAAAAUUAUAUUUUUUAUUUACUUUUACCUCCGGUACCUUCUGAGAAAUAAAAUCGAUUAUAAUUACCGAGUACAUCCAUUGAUAUUCACAUUUGAAAAUCUUAUUUGCGUCUUUUAGACGUUUCUUUUUCCUUUUCUCUUGUAAAAAUUUUUUAAUCCACACUUCUCUUAACGCUAUCAUAUAUUGCCUCCUUUUUCUUGUGCCGUUGGACUUAUCUCUUCUCAUUUGUUUUCCAAGUAC